Molecule: messenger RNA, 940 nt
Organism: Coregonus clupeaformis (lake whitefish)
Lineage: Eukaryota; Metazoa; Chordata; Actinopteri; Salmoniformes; Salmonidae
Exons: 12
Coding region: 287-940 (217 amino acids)
Source: RefSeq, a predicted model, not a curated record
ACUACCUUGGCGUUACAAGCGCCGUGCUCUACCAGCUGAGCUACAGAGGACCACAUAUAGCAAAUAUUACGGUAUCGGUGAGGAUGCACUGGCCACCGUGGAGAGCGUGGACCGUGUUGUCACGGUUGAGGAGGAUAAUGAGCCCACCCUGGACCAGGAGGACCCAGUCCUUGUUCAGUAUGUGGUUGAGGAGGUUGGGCACCGGCCCUGUCUGGCUUUAAUCCCUUGGUCUGGACCUCUGUGGGUUCCCAGCUCUCCAACAUAUUACCUUACCCAAGCUGGGAGGAUGCUGGUGAGAGAGCUGGCAGUGUUAAACACGCAGAUAUUCACAGUGGAGCAGCCCAUUUUCAUCAGUUUCACUCCUGCUAGGAGGAUGGUAUGGAAUGAACUGUCCUCUCAAAAUGAACAGUAUGUGGAUGAGGAGGUUGGGCACCGGUCCUGUCUGGCUUUAAUCCCUUGGUCUGGACCCUUGUGUGUUCCUAUCUUUCCUGUCUUCUCCAAGGCCAAACCAGUCUACUACCUCACUCGUGCUGGGAGAAUGCUGGUAACAGAGCUUGCAGUGUUAAACACACAGACUUCCAAAUUGGUUAUUGAGGAGCCUACCAUUCACCUCACUGAAGCUGGGAGGCUAGUGCUUGACGAACUGUCAGCACCUUCAGAUAGCCAUUCACAGCCAAAUAGGGAAGACUCUGGUUUUCCCUAUGAGAAGUUGCAGCUGGUUGGGAACUGGGGUUCGUUUCAUUUCCAUUACUGGAAUAUCCAUUAUGGACGAGUGCAGGGUCUCGUCCAGGUGGUCCUCACCAACAAGAAGCUGACUGGUAUUAAGUUCCUUGGUAGAAGGAUCCAUGGACUCAUGUCCUGCCUUGUCAAGAGGAGGUCUGAGUUCACCUAUUAUGAGGAUGCCCAGUGGAGGGGUACCAGGAGAGGGGGGAUGAGAUGA